UGGCCCGUAUUGGGUUUCUGCUUCUUGGUUACGGGGAGGUCGGAAUGUUGAGCGCGGCUGGAUCCUGGAGCCAGGGAAUGGGCCCGGGCCUGGGCCUGGGCACUGGGUGAACGACUCUGAGAGCGGCCACCCAGUGCCCCCGUCAGGGGCAAAUCCUUUGCGGCUCUGGUGAUGAAAGAGUGCGAGUACCGGCAGAUCGCGCUGGCGCCCGGGAACGGCUCCACGCCAGCCUCCCAGGCCCCGGCCUCAAGGAAGCAGCGGCGCCGGCGCAAGUGGGAGUCAUUUGCGGGGAAAAACCGGUUCUUUUGCGGUGGGCGGUUGAUGAGCGGACGGCAGAGCGGCGCCUUUUACCUGACUCUGGGCUUGAUCUUCAGCACCAGCGGCCUCUUCUUUGGCUUCGACUGUCCUUACCUGACAGAGAACCUGACUUUGGCCAUUCCAAUAAUUGCGGGGCUGCUCUUUGUGUUUGUGGUGAGCACCUUGUUGCACACAAGUUUCACGGACCCUGGGAUUCUACCACGAGCCACUCCGGAUGAAGCAGCCGAUCUGGAGAGGCAGAUAGAUAACUCUGGGGGGUCGGGUUACCGGCCCCCACCUCGCACAAAGGAGGUGGUGAUAAAUGGGCAGACGGUGAAACUCAAGUACUGCUUCAGCUGCAAAAUGUUCCGGCCUCCACGGACAUCACACUGUAGCCUGUGUGACAACUGUGUUGAACGAUUUGACCAUCACUGUCCUUGGGUUGGAAACUGUGUUGGGAAAAGGAAUUACAGAUUUUUCUACAUGUUUCUGCUCUCACUUUCCUUUCUAACUGCUUUCAUCUUUGCCUGUGUGAUAACUCACCUCACACUCCGAUCUCAGAACAUUGGGUUAUUAAAUGCACUCCAGGAAACUCCAGCAAGCGCACUUGAGCUGGUGGUCUGUUUUUUCUCAGUCUGGUCCAUUCUGGGCCUCUCAGGGUUCCACACAUAUCUGGUGGCUUCCAAUCUGACAACAAACGAAGAUAUUAAAGGCUCGUGGUCCAGUAAACGAAGCUCAGAAGAAAACACUAAUCCCUACAGUUACAACAGUAUUGUCACUAACUGCUGUGCAGUUUUGUGUGGACCAAUGCCUCCCAGUUUAAUUGACAGGCGUGGUUUCUUGGACCCAGACACAAUACAACUGCCUGGGCCCCAACGUAAGGUUUCUCAGGGAGCAAAAACAGAAGUCAACCUGUUUGACCAGGGCCCUUGUGGUCAAGGUGUUAAUUUUAUUUUCCAGAGUACACCCACUUUCCUUUUCCAAUCAAGUUUGUGUGUCCUGAAUAAAACUGUGCCAGAGAAGGCAGCUGUGGUUUGUGCCACCGCGCCCCCUGGCUACAUCAAGCCUCCACAUCCGCAAGGAAAAAGUACAGUGCAGCUGAAGUUUCAAGCUUCAAGGACAGGCUCUUCCCCCAGUGCAUGAGCCAUCCCAGAUCAAACAAUCGGGACUACUGCAGAUCUUGGAAAUGGCUAAAUGUGAGCUAUUGGAAAGACCGCAUGACACUUGGAUCAGUUAGCACAAAAAGCUAUUUUGCUAUUGCUGCUUUGCAUUGGAGCAUUGAGAGACAUGAGGAGCGCAGUCUCAUCUAUAGUAUCUUCAUCUUGGUGACUGGAGUUUCUGUAGAAAGGAUUUGCAAAUGUUCUGAAAUUCCCAAAUAUUUGGACAUACUGAAUCUGUAGAACUACUGUUGAAAAGACUGAAUAUGUGGAUGUGACUGGAGCAGAUAGGCUUAAUUGGAUGAAAACCUGGAAUUUGGUACAAGUGCUCAUUGGCUUGAUAAUUGUAACCGGUUUUUUAGAUCACAUGACUUGGAUCAAAUCUCACUGAUUUGCUGGCAGUAAACGAGUUUUUACCCAGCGUCAUGAGUAGCUAAGAAACAAAUUAGUCGAUUAUUCACCUUGAUUAAAUGCCAAAACUGCCAUUAAGUGCAUCACACUUGAAGCAGGGACAGUCAUCAUUCCUUCCUCUGGGUUGAAGUGCUUUGUUGUGUAUCUUUAUAACCAAAUAUGAUCAAUUACUAGCUACACUCUGUAGAACUAACGCUAAAUGCUAAUGUGAUAUAAGCACAAUAUCACAGCUGGGAAGUGGUGCCAAGUAUCAGAUGGGAUACCCAGCAUGCCACACCAACUCUUAGUUGUAGUAGUUCAGAGGUCAUUUUAAUCUGCAUCCAAAUCAAACUAAAGGGAUCGAGGAAUCAAUAUUUACUUCAUAAUACUUAUACUGCAUAUGACUGACCAUGUGCUUGAUCCACAAGUCAUACAGAUUUAAUAAUUCAGAAUUUUAUUUGCAAAGUACGAGGGUUAAGUAGUUGAGGAAUGUGUUUUCGAUCAUUUGAAUCAGAAUUUGCAGCACUUAUUAUCUAAAUUACCUUAAUGAAUAAAACUCACUUUUUCUGCACUUCUAUACUAAAGGUGUUUGUGUUCAAUCAGCAAGUCUCUGAGGUAAUCAGUGUCUGUAGUUGUACAACACCAAUCAUUGCUUCUCAAAUGUAUCUGAAAGUGAGGUUGUGCUGUUUAAUUGGCUCUGCCGUCUGGGAAGAUGAUUCUUACUAAAUAUCUGCAACUUGAAAAAUAUCCGUGGGGUUCAAUGGUGAUUCCAUCAAACUACGCCAGCACUUUGAAACACAAUUUAUUGUCUGAUGUUCAGAGCUAGUUGAACCGUCAACUAAACAAAUAAAGCAGUUGGAAUGAACGUAAUUGACCAGUUUCAGUGUUGAGGCUGCACUCGAGGGCUAUUCUUUAAGAAUGAAAUUUUGGUCACCUGAUUUCAAGUGACUUUAUCUAUAAUCUAAACUACUAAGCAAUACUGGCGCCUCUGUUUUGUGCGUUGCUUCAGGUGAUAUGAAGUGCCUUGUGCAACUGCUUUGUAUUUAUUCUAAAAUGCAUCAGUUUACCAUUGAACAUAGUUAUCCUGUAUUCAGUUCAAUAAAU
Messenger RNA from Hemiscyllium ocellatum (epaulette shark), 2948 nucleotides. RefSeq names its product zinc finger DHHC-type palmitoyltransferase 18a (gene zdhhc18a). The transcript is spliced from 9 exons. NCBI's taxonomy places the organism in Eukaryota, Metazoa, Chordata, Chondrichthyes, Orectolobiformes, Hemiscylliidae. Gene Ontology annotation, biological process: peptidyl-L-cysteine S-palmitoylation; protein targeting to membrane. The record is from RefSeq and is a predicted model, not a curated record. Gene Ontology annotation, molecular function: protein-cysteine S-palmitoyltransferase activity. Gene Ontology annotation, cellular component: endoplasmic reticulum; Golgi apparatus. Bases 172 to 1440 code for a protein of 422 amino acids.